AUGGACACCACUUCACACGCCGGAAACGCGGGGAGGAACGAGCAGGAGCGGAAGGACCAGAGGGAAUGGGGGAAUGAAUUAAAGAAAGCGCGGGAGGCUUUAGCGGAAGGAAGGCGGCGGGAAGAGGAGCUGGAAGGAGUGGUGAGGGAAGGCAAGAAGGCGAUGCGGGAGCUGGAGGAGUGGAUUGGGCGGAAGGUGGAUGCGAUGUCGUCGCUCGCUACUGUGCUCCGAGAGGGGUGGCUGAGGGAAGCGGUGCUGUCUCAGGCCGAGGGAGCGCGCAAGCGCGCGCGCAUGAUGGAUGGCUCUCCGUCGCAUCCGGUGAUAAUGAUGGAGCAUCUAACGGCUCUGAAUGGUCACGCGGAGGCCUUCCGUUCAAUGGUGCAGGCAGUGAGGAUGCUGUCGUUCGGACUUGAAAACCGGAAUUCUCAUGCGGGUAGAAUGACAGAGGAGAAAGAGGGAGAGGCUACUUCUGAGGCGGCUCAAAACAAGGCUCAUGCGGAUAGAAUGAAAGAGGGGAAAGAAGAAGACGGGGGGGAUCAAUGGGCAAUGGAGAUCGAGGAGGGGGAGGGAGAGGAGGCGCAGGAAGAGGGGCCAGGGUUGAAGCAAGAGGAAAGAGGAAGGGACGGUGCAGAGGAGGGGCACGAGAACGAAGCGGAUGGAGGGGAAGGGCGAGGCAUAGGGUCAGCAGAGGAAGGGGCGAAACGAGGAGUAGAGCAAGGGGCAGGGCAAGGGGUGGCGCAAGGGGCAGGGCAAGGGGUGGCGCAAGGGGUGGCGCAAGGGGCAGGGCAAGGAGCAGGGCAAUGGGCAGGGCAAGAGGCAGAGCAAGGGGCAGCGCAAUGGGGGGAGCGGGAGCCAGCGCAAGGGGCAGAGCGAAGGGCAGGGGAGGGGCGACUGGCCGAUGUGGACUCACAGUCAGUGAGGCAAGCGGUUGUCAGGGAGGCAGCCAUGCAAGAGGAAGUUGUUGACAAUCUUUCCAUGGUGCAGCCGCUCAUUACUGCCGCCCGUACUGCCGGGAGCAGAGGGGGCGCGAGUGUGGAUUCAGGAGGAGCAGUUACGAAUGUGGAGGAUAGGCCUGCACACAAGGGAGGAGGGAAUCGCACGGCGGGGAGAGCAGGAGGACCACCGGUGGGGAGGUUAUAUCAGUGGCCGGCCGGCCGGGUAGCAAGCGAAGCAGAGGUGCGGGCACGGCUACAGAGACGGAUCGAUGAUUUGCAGAGACGAAGCAUCCAUCCCGACAGGAUGGAAAAUACCACCCGAGAUAUUAACCGGGUGGUAUCACAGCUUUGGAACCACCCGGACCCCGCUGCAAAAGAGCUCUCUCUUUCUAGCCUCUCCCUUGCCUGCUACCUCUUCCUCACUCCCCACUGCUAUCCGGGCUUGCUACCGUCCGUCACCACUCUCAACCUCCAGAAACUUCACCCCGUCUCCCCAUGCGCCGUGAAUCUGCUCCUCCGCAUGCCCUCUCUCACAGCCCUUCACCUCCACGAGACUUCCGUCCGUUCAGACGCUCUGCCGCUCUUCCCUCGCAUGUCUCGGCUCCAGAGGCUCGUCAUCGCGUGUGCUGACCCCUCCAUUGUUCUCAAUCUACCAGCUAGCCGUCAAGGCAACCUGCCUGCUCAGUCUGAUCCCAUCAGCACUAUCCAGCCGUUUCAGAGCUUGCGAGAGCUGCAUCAAGGGGAUGACAUCGCAGGGAUGGAAUCGUCUCAGGAGACUGAGUUUGGUACACGCCCUAAGCUGUUUCUGGAGCACCUGAGUUUGGUUCCUGCGCUGCAGGAGUUGGACCUGGGCUGCAACAACAUGCAGCAUGCUUGGCUGCUGCCGGUUCUGGAAGGGAAGAAGGUGACUCGGCUCAGGGUAGGGGGCUCUGGGUUUGUGCCAAAAACGCUGGAACGGCUUCAGCGGGAUUGGAUCGAGAUUGACUCGAAAUGA
This is a messenger RNA of Closterium sp. NIES-65, 1929 nucleotides long. NCBI's taxonomy places the organism in Eukaryota, Viridiplantae, Streptophyta, Zygnematophyceae, Desmidiales, Closteriaceae. The record is from the annotation of a GenBank genome assembly.